AUGUCGAUACCUCGCUCUCCUCCGCGAGAGGUGCGCGUCGCCAUCGUAGGCUCCGGACUGACCGGUCUUGUAGCCACCUACCUCCUCACCGCCCCCACCGACUCGUCCCGAAAUGCCAAGGUCACCGUCGACAUCUUUGAGCGAGCUUCGACGCUUGGAAUGGACAGCGCCAGCAUCUCGGUGCCUCUACCUGACUCGCCGUCAUCCACCACGAUACCUCCUUCGCCGCCUCGCACCCCGCCCGGCUUGGAAAACCACGACGCGCUACGGCCCCGCUCCCACAAGCGUCUCAAGCUGGAAACGCAUGAUCUGGCCGAUGCUGCAUCGACUACACAACGCUCCAUGCGCAUCGACGUCCCCAUGCGCGCCUUCACUGGAGGCUACUACCCACAGCUUCUUGCCCUCUAUCGCCACCUCGGCAUCAGGAUCAGAAAGACCAAUUUCACCUACUCUUUCGCUACGCUCUUACCGUCCACCGCGGCUGCACCGCCUUCCGCAAACCUAUCGCCGCCGUCUUCUACUGCAUCCCCGUCUGGCACGCGCUCGUCUUCACCACAGAGCGAGCCGAAAGCAGCAGCCACCUGCUCUUCCUCUCCCAUCAGCGAGAAGGAAACGGAGAGCGCCCAAGCGCCCUCGCCUAACAUCCUAUACAAUGGCGCUAAUGGCGUCCGCGGUGUCAGCCUGCCUACAGACCUGAGGCAACCCGAGCUCUCUAGCCCAGUCAGAGUGUCCAACAUCCUCGAUCAAAUCAAUCGCAUUCGAGCCUACUUUGGGUCGCUCGUGCUGCUCGUCCUGGGCUACCUGCAGCUGCUCGUUAUUGCGCUCUGGCAUCAUCACCUCGGCCACACGUGCGAUCCUGGCCAUCCUUUGCGCACAUAUACGCUCUCUGAUCUCGUCGCCCAACCAUUUCCCGCUCGAUCGCCAGCAACAGUAUCGAAAGGCUGUGCGCCUAGUCUGCGAGUUCGACUCGGUCACCGGAUCGAGCAUGUGGUGGAAUACGUAUUGCGCAGUACAAUCUGCCUGGACGAGCGAUUCGCACAGCAGACAUUGACCCCGCUCUUCAGUGCCGUCAUGACGUCGUCGCUCGACUCCGUCUGGGCCUGUCCUGCCUCGGAGGUGCUCGACUAUGUCGCGCUCACCCUCGGCAAAGACCACUUUGUCGUCAAGGACGGCGUUCGGACUGUCGUCGCUACUCUGUUGCAGCAUGUCGACCAGGAACAGACCCGGGCAGAACAAGCUGCCCGUCACAGCAACAUCGGCAGCAAGGUUUGGACCAGCGCAGAGGUCCGUCGUGUCCAGUCCCAGGCGGGUAAAGCUUGGAUCGAUGUCGUGCAUCACCAUCGCGAGUCGAGUCCGCAGCACGAGACGGCAGAUACACCACACAUGUCGAGGGAAUCAUCGUCCACCUCGACAGAUCGAACGCUUUGCAACGAGCAAGACCAGCUGCAGCAGCAUGGGCCAUUUGAUCACGUCAUUUUUGCGACGCAGGCCAACCAGACGGCACAGUUUCUCGAGCAGAUCGUUGACAGUCUGGCGACACCCGAUCAAAGCAGGACGCAGGAAGCGCAGAGGUUGAGCAGGGUGAUCGACGUUUUGAACACGUUUAGGUACGAGCGCAGUGUGGUGGUCAACCACACAGACCGUGCGUUGCUGCCUCGAGACAGAGCCGACUGGAGGGAUUUGAACCUUGUGUCGCCCUCGCAGGCUAGGGGUCGAGUGCGAGCAAAGGCGCUUUGGGCGGCGGUGGAGGCGCGGCGGGACAGUGCUGGUUCGGAGUGGACUGACGAUAUUGGUGAGACGACGGAUGGGAGUGCGUCCAAGGAUACACUGUGGUCGCUCUCGUGCGGUGGUGCCAGCAGCAGCAGCAGCAAGGGAAUGAAGGGUACAGGUGGGCACACGAUGGCAACGCACGUGCUUGCGCUUCCCGCACCCGCCACGCUCUCUGACCUGCUCGUCAUGCAGACCACCAACCCACUUUCAUCGCUCAAUCCACGACCCGCCACGGUCCUGUCCAGGUCGACAUUCGACAGAGCCGUCAUCGACGUCGCCGCCCACCUGGCCCGCUCGGAGCUUUUCCAUCUUUCCCCCGCCACUGUUGCGUCUGGCCGCGGCCAAGUCAAGACCGCUGGAGGCAGGGUCCUCUCUUUGGGCCCUCUCCAGCAGCAGCGAGAACAGGAGGAGGGCGGAGACGGUGCCAAGGUGUGGGUGUGCGGAAGCUGGGCCAUUGGGAUCCCGCUUUUGGAGGGGUGUGUGGUUUCGGCGAGACUGGUUGCCGAGGAGAUUCUGAGGCAGGAAGGGGUGGGGCUACCGGAGCAUGCGAAGUGGUGA
Molecule: messenger RNA, 2328 nt
Organism: Sporisorium graminicola
Lineage: Eukaryota; Fungi; Basidiomycota; Ustilaginomycetes; Ustilaginales; Ustilaginaceae
Exons: 1
Coding region: 1-2328 (775 amino acids)
Molecular function (GO): oxidoreductase activity
Source: RefSeq, a predicted model, not a curated record